AUGGCCUUCACAUCCGGACUACGCAGAGUAGGUCUGCUGGCGGCUUUGCUGCAGACUGCCUGUGCUGCGACCGUCUCAUACGACUUCUCAAUCGGCUGGGUUAUCGCAGCUCCAGAUGGCGUUUUCCAGAGACCAGUCAUUGGUAUCAACGGGCAAUGGCCGAUACCUAGAAUCGAUGCGAAUGUUGGGGAUACAGUUCUCAUAAACGUACACAAUGACCUGGGGAAUCAGUCGACGUCGCUUCACUUCCACGGCUUAUACAUGAACGGCACGACGCACAUGGACGGUCCUGCGCAGGUCAGCCAGUGCGCAAUCCCUCCUGGAUCGUCAUUCACAUAUAACUUUACCAUCAACCAGCCAGGCACCUAUUGGUAUCAUUCGCACACGCAGAGUCAAUACCCCGACGGCCUUCGAGGCCCUCUCGUGAUCCACGACCCAGACUCGCCGUUCAAUGGGAAAUACGAUGAGGAAAUCGUCGUGACCCUGUCGGACUGGUACCACGACCAGAUGGCCAACCUCAUACCCCCCUUCAUGAGCAAGGGCAACCCGACAGGCGCUGAGCCCGUGCCCCAAGCCGCACUCAUGAACGACACGCAGAAUCUCAAAAUACCGGUGCAGCCGGGGAAGACGUAUCUCGUGCGAAUGAUCAACGUAGCUGCUUUUGCAGGCCAGUACGUCUGGAUCGAGGGCCACAACUUCACCAUCGUCGAGGUCGACGGCGUGUACACGGAGCCUACGGACGCCAGCAUGAUUUACAUAUCUGCGGCCCAGCGUUAUAGCUUCCUGGUCAGGACUCUGAACAACACCGGCUCCAACUUUGCCAUUGUCGGAAGUAUGGAUACAACCCUGUUCGACACGGUCCCUCAAGACCUCAACUACAACGUCACCGGCUGGCUGGUCUACGACGAUUCCAAGCCGAUGAACCCCCCGGCGACGUUGGAUACUUUUGCUCCCUUUGACGACAUGACCCUCGUCCCGUUCGACAAACAACCCCUGCUUUCGAUGCCGUCCAAGACCGUGGAGCUGGAUGUGAUCAUGGACAACCUCGGCGAUGGCGCAAACUACGCCUUUUUCAACGACAUCACCUACAAAGCCCCAAAGGUCCCCACGCUCUACACCGUCAUGUCAGCCGGCAGCGCCGCGACGGAUCCCACAGUCUACGGCACCUACACCCAUAGCUUCGUCCUGGAGCGGAACGAGGUGGUGCAGAUCGUCGUCAACAACCUCGACUCGGGCCGUCACCCCUUCCACCUCCACGGCCAUAAUUUCCAAGCGUUGUACCGCGCCCCCGAGGAAGGCGGGACGUUCGCGAACUCGAACGUCUCCGAGUCCGAUUUCCCAAAGACGCCCAUGAGGAGAGACACACUUGUUCUCUACCCCAACGGCAACAUUGUACUGCGGUUCAAGGCUGACAACCCCGGCGUCUGGCUCUUCCACUGCCACAUCGAAUGGCACGUCACCUCCGGCCUGAUGGCGACCUUUGUCGAAGCGCCUCUGGAUCUGCAAAAGUCACUCACCAUCCCCCAAAACCACAAGGACGUAUGCGACGCUGGCAAGGUUCCCACGAUAGGCAACGCCGCGGCCAACACGCAAAACUACCUGGAUCUGGCCGGCGAGAACACACCGCCACCGCGGCUUCCAGAUGGUUUCACCGCCCGCGGAAUCGUCGCGCUUGUAUUCAGCUGCAUCACUGGCAUACUCGGCGUGCUUGUGGUGGCGUGGUACGGUCUGGCCAAAACGCCAAAUGGCCCUUCCGAAGACGGGUUCGCCGCCACGGCGGUGGGGCCCGCCGACGGAGACCAGCAUCACAAGGAACCGGUUAUGGUCGGAGCCGGGUCCGGCGCGACGGGGCUUGCUCGGGCUUGA
This is a messenger RNA of Colletotrichum karsti, 1866 nucleotides long. Its product is annotated as multicopper oxidase. Gene Ontology annotation, molecular function: copper ion binding; ferroxidase activity. The transcript is spliced from 5 exons. Gene Ontology annotation, cellular component: high-affinity iron permease complex. NCBI's taxonomy places the organism in Eukaryota, Fungi, Ascomycota, Sordariomycetes, Glomerellales, Glomerellaceae. Gene Ontology annotation, biological process: reductive iron assimilation; cellular response to iron ion starvation. The record is from RefSeq and is a predicted model, not a curated record. Bases 1 to 1866 code for a protein of 621 amino acids.